AUGGCUUCAUUUGAUUUCCAAUCACUGUUUACGAAUGUUCCCGGUCGGGAGGUCAUACGUAUCAUGUGUGAUCAUGUGGAGCAAAACCAACUGAAAAUCGGUAUACCAGUAUCAGUUCUGGUACGACAAUUACUACUGUGCACAACAAACGUAUCGUUCUCCUUCCUUGGUUGGGCUUACAGACAAAUUGACGGUGUCGCAAUCCGAACUCCAUUGAGCCCCAUUCUGGCACAUAUGUUUUUGGCUCAUCUUGAGGAAAAGGCGAGCAAAAUCCUCGAACGUUCACAACUUUACAAACGAUACGUUGAUCAUGUUCUAGUCAUCACAAUAAGUCUAGAAGAGACAACAUGGAUUAUGGAUAAACUCGAUCGCCUGCAUCCGAAUAUACGAUUUACGAUGGAAACAGAAAUCGAAGAUACACUGCACUUCCUCGACAUUAAAAUGACUAGGAAUAAUGAUGGAACAAUGGCCAGAUCUGUUUACCGAAAAGAAACCUGGACAGGCCAAUGCUUGCAAUUUGACAGCUUUGUGUCUGUGGAAUAUGAACGUGGUCUGGUCCGAACACUAUUUCAAACAGCACGACAUAUCUGCACAGAAGACAUGAUUGACAACGAACUACGACAGCUGAAAGAAUCUUUGACUAGAAACGCUUAUCCCGAUGCGUUUAUCGAAAAGCACAGCAAGCCUAAAUUGAUCAGACAAACGAAUUGUUCAGCAGAAAAACUACUAGUCACCAUUUGUCUUCCAUUCAUACGUGAUGACAUCAAUUGCUUGCUCAAACGACCACUUGGAUCAGCGCUUGCCCAAAACAAAUAUUAUGCACCUGACCUCAGAAUUAUUCAUCGAACGAUUGAGAUCCCCACACCCUCGGUGAAACAACGUCCACCUCUGUACACCAAAUCGAAUCUGAUUUACCAAUUUCAGUGUAGUUGCGGAGCAACCUACGUGGGUCGAACAGAGCGCCAGUUACGUAACCGAGUGAUUGAAUAUAUUCCAAAUUGGGUACAACGUUUUGUGAUGCAAUCAGGGUCAGAUCAAAGGCAUAAUGACAACGUUCGAAACCAUAAGAUCCCGUCGUCGGCUGUCGGCCGUCGGCCGUCGGCCGUCGCUCGUCAUCUUCUGAUGACGCAACAUCCAGCUGACCGAAGCACUGCGUUUCGGGUCAUUUACGUGGCAAAGAAUACCAGGCUUUUGAGACAAAUUGACGGUGUCGCAAUCCGAACUCCAUUGAGCCCCAUUCUGGCACAUAUGUUUUUGGCUCAUCUUGAGGAAAAGGCGAGCAAAAUCCUCGAACGUUCACAACUUUACAAACGAUACGUUGAUCAUGUUCUAGUCAUCACAAUAAGUCUAGAAGAGACAACAUGGAUUAUGGAUAAACUCGAUCGCCUGCAUCCGAAUAUACGAUUUACGAUGGAAACAGAAAUCGAAGAUACACUGCACUUCCUCGACAUUAAAAUCACUAGGAAUAAUGAUGGAACAAUGGCCAGAUCUGUUUACCGAAAAGAAACCUGGACAGGCCAAUGCUUGCAAUUUGACAGCUUUGUGUCUGUGGAAUAUGAACGUGGUCUGGUCCGAACACUAUUUCAAACAGCACGACAUAUCUGCACAGAAGACAUGAUUGACAACGAACUACGACAGCUGAAAGAAUCUUUGACUAGAAACGCUUAUCCCGAUGCGUUUAUCGAAAAGCACAGCAAGCCUAAAUUGAUCAGACAAACGAAUUGUUCAGCAGAAAAACUACAAGUCACCAUUUGUCUUCCAUUCAUACGUGAUGACAUCAAUUGCUUGCUCAAACGACCACUUGGAUCAGCGCUUGCCCAGAACAAAUAUUAUGCACCUGACCUCAGAAUUAUUCAUCGAACGAUUGAGAUCCCCACACCCUCGGUGAAACAACGUCCACCUCUGUACACCAAAUCGAAUCUGAUUUACCAAUUUCAGUGUAGUUGCGAAGCAACGUACGUGGGUCGAACAGAGCGCCAGUUACGUAACCGAGUGAUUGAAUAUAUUCCAAAUUGGGUACAACGUUUUGUGAUGCAAUCAGGGUCAGAUCAAAGGCAUAAUGACAACGUUCGAAACCAUAAGAUCCCGUCGUCGGCUGUCGGCCGUCGGCCGUCGGCCGUCGCUCGUCAUCUUCUGAUGACGCAACAUCCAGCUGACCGAAGCACUGCGUUUCGGGUCAUUUACGUGGCAAAGAAUACCAGGCUUUUGAGACAAAUUGACGGUGUCGCAAUCCGAACUCCAUUGAGCCCCAUUCUGGCACAUAUGUUUUUGGCUCAUCUUGAGGAAAAGGCGAGCAAAAUCCUCGAACGUUCACAACUUUACAAACGAUACGUUGAUCAUGUUCUAGUCAUCACAAUAAGUCUAGAAGAGACAACAUGGAUUAUGGAUAAACUCGAUCGCCUGCAUCCGAAUAUACGAUUUACGAUGGAAACAGAAAUCGAAGAUACACUGCACUUCCUCGACAAUAAAAUCACUAGGAAUAAUGAUGGAACAAUGGCCAGAUCUGUUUACCGAAAAGAAACUUGGACAGGCCAAUGCUUGCAAUUUGACAGCUUUGUGUUUGUGGAAUAUGAACGUGGUCUGGUCCGAACACUAUUUCAAACAGCACGACAUAUAUGCACAGAAGACAUGAUUGACAACGAACUACGACAGCUGAAAGAAUCUUUGACUAGAAACGCUUAUCCCGAUGCGUUUAUCGAAAAGCACAGCAAGCCUAAAUUGAUCAGACAAACGAAUUGUUCAGCAGAAAAACUACUAGUCACCAUUUGUCUUCCAUUCAUACGUGAUGACAUCAAUUGCUUGCUCAAACGACCACUUGGAUCAGCGCUUGCCCAAAACAAAUAUUAUGCACCUGACCUCAGAAUUAUUCAUCGAACGAUUGAGAUCCCCACACCCUCGGUGAAACAACGUCCACCUCUGUACACCAAAUCGAAUCUGAUUUACCAAUUUCAGUGUAGUUGCGGAGCAACGUACGUGGGUCGAACAGAGCGCCAGUUACGUAACCGAUUGAUUGAAUAUAUUCCAAAUUGGGUACAACGUUUUGUGAUGCAAUCAGGGUCAGAUCAAAGGCAUAAUGACAACGUUCGAAACCAUAAGAUCCCGUCGUCGGCUGUCGGCCGUCGCUCGUCAUCUUCUGAUGACGCAACAUCCAGCUGA
Fasciola hepatica (liver fluke) is the source of this 3156-nucleotide messenger RNA. The record is from the annotation of a GenBank genome assembly. NCBI's taxonomy places the organism in Eukaryota, Metazoa, Platyhelminthes, Trematoda, Plagiorchiida, Fasciolidae.